This is a messenger RNA of Salvia miltiorrhiza (redroot sage), 548 nucleotides long. Its product is annotated as outer envelope membrane protein 7-like. The transcript has a single exon. The coding region runs from base 152 to 406 and encodes 84 amino acids. The record is from RefSeq and is a predicted model, not a curated record. NCBI's taxonomy places the organism in Eukaryota, Viridiplantae, Streptophyta, Magnoliopsida, Lamiales, Lamiaceae.
CAACACUGUGCGCGCGAGAGAGGGAGAGGAAUAUGCGAUUUUCACAAAGCAAAUUAAAAAAUAAAAACCGAAAUCUUUGAAUACUAAUCACAAAUUCACAACCACACACACACUGAAGUACUCAGUCUACUGUAGAGAGAGAGAGAGAGCGAUGGGGGCGCUGACGACGGCGUUGAUAGCUAUAGCGGCGGUGGCGCUGGGAUGGUGUACGAUCGAGAUCGCGUGCAAACCCUGUCUCGAGAAAGGCCGCGAAGCCAUAGAUCGCAACCUCAACCCCGAUUACGACCCCGACGACGACGCCGACACCGACACCACCGCCGCCCUUCACGCCCCACUCAAUCCCGAUAAUGCUGAAGCUGCCGCCGCCGCCGCCGCCGCUUCCUCCACCGUCGCGAAGUCCGUUUGAGUCAGCCAGAAAUUUAGGGAUCUGAUCGACGAUACUAUUGUGCGUUUAAUUUUUUCCUAAUUAACUCCGCCUUAGAAUUAUUUUAAUUUGUUUCUUCUUCUUGCUUAAAAUAUUGCCGCUGUGUGUUGUUUCCUCUGAUUAA